ACAAAAAAAAAAGAGCGAGCGUUCGUUGCUCCGGAAAUGAUGGGCAAAAGUGGGUAAGUGAGUGGGAAAUAGAGGUCUGUGAAUACCAAACGCUUCCCUUUUUCUUCACUUUCUUCCCUCUAAUUACUCUCUUGUCUCUCUCCCUUUCCUCUUUCGUCUCCUACGUGUUUAAACCUUGCAAAAAAUCAAGUCUUUUUUGGUGUUUAAAUCACCCAUUUUUGUCAAUCUGUUUUUCGAGCAAAACACCAGGAGGAAACCAAAAAGCUAGAGGCUUUGUGGAGUGAGAAGAAGAGUCUCAGUGAAAACAGAAAGCAGCAUUUGAGAUUCCACUGUUAAUCUUUGAAUUAAAAAUGAGUGCAGCAGCUACAAUGCCUAUGCCCCGAGAAGCGUCUAAUUACGAUGAGAUCUCUAUGCAACAGAGCAUGCUCUUCUCUGAUAGUCUCAAGGAUCUGAAGAAUCUGAGAACACAGUUGUAUUCAGCAGCUGAGUAUUUCGAACUAUCCUACACAAACGAUGAACAAAAACAGAUAGUCGUGGAGACACUGAAAGAUUAUGCAAUAAAGGCUCUGGUGAAUACAGUUGACCAUUUGGGGUCUGUUACAUAUAAAGUAAAUGACUUUGUAGAUGAAAAAGUCGAUGAAGUAGCAGGAACCGAACUGCGAGUAUCUUGCAUUGAACAGAGGCUACGGAUGUGCCAAGAGUACAUGGAUCAUGAAGGUCGUUCCCAGCAAUCACUUGUGAUCGACACUCCAAAGUUCCACAAGCGGUACUUCUUGCCUUCUGGUGAAAUCAAAAGAGGUGGCAACCUCGCAAAGCUUAAGAAUGUUGAAGGUAGUUUUGAUGGAGAAGAUGACUGGAACCAAUUCAGAAAUGCUGUUCGCGCUACAAUUCGUGAAACGCCUCCACCACCUGUUAGAAAACCGAUACUUCAGUCUCCCUCUCAACGGAAACCUCAACGUUCAGCAACCUUUUCGUUCUCCUCUAUCGCCACCGCACCAAAGAAAGAACAAGAUAAGCGAGCAGUAUCACCACAUCGGUUUCCGCUGCUAAGAUCUGGUUCGGUUGCUAUCCGACCGUCAUCAAUCAGCCGGCCAACAACCCCGAGCAAGAGUAGAGCGGUAACUCCAACUCCUAAACGGUAUCCGUCAGAACCAAGAAGAUCGGCUUCGGUUCGGGUUGCGUUCGAGAAAGAAGCUCAGAAAGAACCAGAGCAUCAACAACAACCGAGCAAGAGCAAACGGCUGCUAAAGGCGCUACUUAGCCGACGCAAAACAAAGAAGGACGAUACGCUCUACACUUAUUUGGACGAAUAUUAAACCGAAAGCUGGUUUUGUAUGUUGACUGGUAAACCGGAAAUUACAUUCCAGUUUUAAUUGCAUUUACGUAAUGUCAAAUUGUCAAUAUAUGUGUUACAAAAUAUGUCCAUGAUUCUAUGAUUUUGUGUAUACCUUAUGACUGUCAGAGUGUGAAUGCAGUUUUGUUUACAAGCGUAGUAAAACUUGCUGUGAAUUAUUUUACUGCCGAUUUUAACCAAAUUAACAGCAAGUUUAUAUAUACAAUUUCGUUCUCGAAAUAUUAUU
Molecule: messenger RNA, 1580 nt
Organism: Arabidopsis thaliana (thale cress)
Lineage: Eukaryota; Viridiplantae; Streptophyta; Magnoliopsida; Brassicales; Brassicaceae
Gene: ABIL3
Product: ABL interactor-like protein 3
Exons: 10
Coding region: 351-1316 (321 amino acids)
Cellular component (GO): cytoskeleton
Source: RefSeq, marked reviewed